Strongylus vulgaris is the source of this 414-nucleotide messenger RNA. The record is from the annotation of a GenBank genome assembly. Lineage: Eukaryota; Metazoa; Nematoda; Chromadorea; Rhabditida; Strongylidae.
AUGCGAGUGGAAGACUGCUGGGUUGGUACGAGGAAGAGUCCCGUCUACAUAGUGAAACACGACGGCUGUACCGCUGAGUCUGCUCUGCUACACUCGCCUUCGUACGCCUCUCUCCUACGUGCAGCCUCAGUGGGAUGGCUGUCAAUUCGACAAGCAGGAGUUGAAGAGCUACUCGUUUCUUGUCAUAUUACUCUCUGCCAUAUUUGCGAUGAGAAUUGCCGCGAAUACACGCCACCUCGAUCAUGUCGGGAUUCAGCAGGUCGUAACUAUCAGCAAAUGUGGAAUGAAAGUUCGGCAGUUGAGCGGGCAUGUAACCCACCAGUAGAGACGACUACACUGAAGCUACUGAAAGCCAAUACAAUUGACUCCUUCUCUGCUACUGUAUUCAUUAUACUGUGUUUUUUCAAUCUUUAG